Biomphalaria glabrata is the source of this 924-nucleotide messenger RNA. RefSeq lists its product as uncharacterized. The record is from RefSeq and is a predicted model, not a curated record. NCBI's taxonomy places the organism in Eukaryota, Metazoa, Mollusca, Gastropoda, Planorbidae. Bases 1 to 924 code for a protein of 307 amino acids. The transcript is spliced from 2 exons.
AUGGUUGUCAGAGAACCAGAUGUCUGCCCACCAAUUGUCAGAGAACAAGAUGUCUGCCCACCAAUUGUCAGAGAACAAGAUGUCUGCCCACCAAUUGUCAGAGAACAAGAUGUCUGCCCACCAAUUGUCAGAGAACAAGAUGUCUGCCCACCAAUUGUCAGAGAACAAGAUGUCUGCCCACCAAUUGUCAGAGAACAAGAUGUCUGCCCACCAGUUGUCAGAGAACAAGAUGUCUGCCCACCAGUUGUCAAAGAACCAGAUGCGUGCCCACCAGUUGUCAGAGAACCAGACGUCUGCCCACCAGUUGUCAGAGAACCAGAUGUCUCCCCACCAGUUGUCAGAGAACCAGAUGUCUGCCCACCAGUUGUCAGAGAACCAGAUGCGUGCCCACCAGUUGUCAGAGAACCAGACGUCUGCCCACCAGUUGUCAGAGAACCAGACGUCUGCCCACCAGUUGUCAGAGAACCAGAUGUCUCCCCACCAGUUGUCAGAGAACCAGAUGUCUCCCCACCAGUUGUCAGAGAACCAGAUGUCUGCCCACCAGUUGUCAGAGAACAAGAUGUCUGCCCACCAGUUGUCAAAGAACCAGAUGCGUGCCCACCAGUUGUCAGAGAACCAGACGUCUGCCCACCAGUUGUCAGAGAACCAGACGUCUGCCCACCAGUUGUCAGAGAACCAGACGUCUGCCCACCAGUUGUCAGAGAACCAGACGUCUGCCCACCAGUUGUCAGAGAACCAGAUGUCUCCCCACCAGUUGUCAGAGAACCAGAUGUCUGCCCACCAGUUGUCAGAGAACCAGAUGUCUGCCCACCAGUUGUCAGAGAACCAGAUGUCUGCCCACCAGUUGUCAGAGAACCAUCGCCUAGGAAACACACAUCACUCCAUAACAAUGUUAUAGGAUGCGUUUUACACACACAACAAUAA